AUGAAUGCAUUUAAUCAAUCAACUCAACUUUACAGUACCGUAGAUCCACCUUUGCGAAUCGAACCUCGACAGAUUCCUCUUCCACCACUGUUUGAGUCGGGAGAUCAAUCUUACAAGGAUGACAGUGAUACAAGCUCAAACGAUUUGCCACUUCUCAAUGCAUAUUCACCGUCAUUGCAACACCAGUCUCCUUCCAAUUCAAGUAUGAGAGUCAGACAAGGUCGACAAUCAUGCGGAAGAAAGAGAGGAACAGGUGCAUGGACCGAAGAGGAAGAUCGGACGUUGCAUGAAUUGGUGUUGAGAUACGGUCAAAAGAAUUGGGUGAGAGUGGAAAUGGGAAUGCUGAAUCGUGAUAAGAAACAAUGCCGUGAACGUUGGUUCAAUCACGUCAAUCCACACAUUAAUGAUGGCCCAUUCACAGAAGAAGAAAGCAUUUUCAUCAUCGACUUUUACAUUCGAAAUGGAAGACAGUGGGCAAAGAUGAGCAGAUGCCCAGAACUGAAGGACAGACCAGACAACUCGAUCAAAAAUCACUUCAACACAAACUUACGCGAACAUUACGCUGAAUUGUGUCAACGGUACGGAAUUCCCCGGAGGAUGCAAAACGACGUUAGUGAGAUCGAAAAGGACGUGUAUGAACGUAUCCGUGGCAAGAUUACCGCACCACAAUAUGAUACGAUGCGAGGAACGAAAUCAUCGCGCUUCUUGACAGCAAAUGAACAGUUCGAUAAGGCACCUUCAAGCGAGUGGAUGGACAUCAAAAGUGAACCCAGUCGUCCUACCACACAAGAUGGCUCACCGUUCUAUUGGCAGCCCGAUUUUGAUCGAACUUGGUCAUCCUCCUCUCCCGUCAAGGUUCGUGACAGGUUCACCCGCACUUCAUACUCAGCAGGUACGCACAGUCAAUCAAGCACAAACAUGUACAAAGAUGAGGAAGGGCGCUACCAGCUGCCUCCUCUCCCUUUGCCUGGAUCAUCAGCUAGAUAUCCGGGCUCAACGCCACAUGCAAGAGAGCGCAGUCAUUCGAACAUCGAUGAAGAGCACAAAAAUCGUUUAUGGCAAUCGAUCCAAAUCGCUCAUAAACCUUCACGCCAUAACAGCCUCACACACCAAUUCAAUGAACACCUCACGUACCAUACCCCAAGGCCAGAAUUGCGUCGGCUCAGCACACCGAUUCGAAGGCCAAGAACAGAUAGCAGUGUACAAGCUGCUUACAAUUAUGGGAAUAGACCGUUCGAUGAUUCCUAUUUGACGUCACAGUCACAUGAAGUCGACGACGUCUUCUCAAUCGGUCCCGCAUCACGAUCCCAAGAUGUCCAAUUCGAUAUCAUGCGAGAAACAACUCGCCAUACACAAUACGAAAAGCAAAAAGAAAUUCCAUCCCCUUAUCUCCAUUGA
Molecule: messenger RNA, 1398 nt
Organism: Meira miltonrushii
Lineage: Eukaryota; Fungi; Basidiomycota; Exobasidiomycetes; Exobasidiales; Brachybasidiaceae
Exons: 1
Coding region: 1-1398 (465 amino acids)
Source: RefSeq, a predicted model, not a curated record